Molecule: messenger RNA, 387 nt
Organism: Sipha flava (yellow sugarcane aphid)
Lineage: Eukaryota; Metazoa; Arthropoda; Insecta; Hemiptera; Aphididae
Product: protein GVQW3-like
Exons: 1
Coding region: 1-387 (128 amino acids)
Source: RefSeq, a predicted model, not a curated record
AUGAGUAAUUUUCACGAACAACGUAUUAAUAUUAAAUUUUGUGUUAAACUUUGUAAAUCUUUUACUGAGACUCACAAAAUAUUGCAAAAUGCUUAUGGUGAUCAGUGUUUAGGACGUACACAGUGUUACGACUGGUUUAAAUGCUUUAAAGACGGUCGGGAAUCAGUUGAUGACGACCCACGUUCAGGACGUCCGUCGACAUCGACAGACGAUGCUCAUGUGACAAAAGUCAAUGAAAUUGUGCGGUCUAAUAGACGUUUAACUAUUCGAGAAAUCGCGGAAGAUUGUAACAUAUCGGUUGGUUCAUGUCAUGAAAUCCUGGUCGAAAAACUUGGAAUGCACCGCGUUGCAGCAAAAUUUGUCUCUCGGUUGAUGUCGCAAGAUUAA